GACAGCUAUGGCAGCACUGACUAGCUGUAUUUAUAAUUUCAACUUUUAUUAAAUCUAACAAGUCAAUCUCUCCGCAUCGUACAGCAUUAUACUAUAAGCAAUUCGACGACGAAAGUAUAAUCCGUUUAAGUGCUAACAAUGUCGUCUUUAUAUUCUCGGGCUCAGUCAGAAUUUACGGAAUCGCUGACAAAAUGCCUAGAAAAAAAGGACAUUGAACAGUUGAAGGCAUCAUAUGGAGUGUUCGAUGUAAACGGUCUUGAUGCCAAAUCUACGCUGGAUCAGACAUUCCGGGAAUUUUUGUUCAAAACAGUGUUUCAAAACAAAUCGUGCGUUGAUUUUAUAGACUUGUCGGUUAAGGCGGUUCGCAAUAAUUUGGUUACGUCGGCUCUACCGAUUACUUUACUGGGUGACAUGUUCGAUGCUGUUACAUUGGACGAAUCUGAGAAACUUUUCCGCUAUGUCGAGGACAAUGUGGACGUUUGGAAAGAGCCAGUGUUUUUCUCGUCCUGCAAAAAUCAUCUUCUUCGGAUGUGCAAUGAUUUGUUGCGACGAUUAUCACGAUCACAGAACACCGUAUUUUGUGGAAGAAUUCUCCUUUUCCUGGCCAAAUUCUUUCCAUUUUCUGAACGGUCCGGCCUCAACGUGGUGUCUGAAUUCAAUUUGGAAAAUUUGACGGAAUAUGCCAGCGAUGCAAUUGACAUUGACGAUUCACUAGUCGAUUCAGAGGACGUUCAAGUGAAAAUCGACUACAAUUUGUACUGCAAAUUUUGGGGAUUGCAGGAUUUUUUCCGAAAUCCGAACCAGUGCUACAACACUGUCCAAUGGAAAACAUUUGCUUUGCAUGCAUCCAGUGUUCUGUCGGCAUUCAACAGCUUCAAACUGGAGGAACCGCGUGACAGCUCAUCGAAAAAUGACAAAGAUGAUGACCAGAACGAGGAUGUUGAGAUGCAGGAGGAAAUUCGAACGCAACAUUUCUUUUCCAAAUUUCUCACCAAUUCCAAAUUGCUCGCACUGCAAUUGUCCGACUCGAAUUUCCGCAGAUCGGUCUUGGUUCAGUGUCUCAUACUGUUUCAGUAUCUCCGUUCAACUGUAAAAUUCAAAGCUGACACAUUCAGUUUGAAUGCAUCACAAUCGGAAUUCAUCAAAGAAACUGAAGUUCAAAUAUACAAAUUGUUGGAGGAAACACCACCCUGCGGCAAAAAGUUCGCCAAGACUGUCCGGCAUAUGCUGCAAAGAGAGGAACUCUGGAACACCUGGAAAAAUGAUGGCUGCAAAGAAUUUAAACGUCCCGAUGUCAGCAUCGACGAGUCGAUUAAGCCACCAGCUAAAAAAUUCAAGCGAAAUCUGGGUGACGCCAUAGGCGAUGCGUCCAAACAAAGUAAAUUCUACAUGGGGAACGCCGAGUUGACCCGUUUAUGGAACCUCUGUCCAGAUAACUUGCAAGCGUGUCGUGGUGCAGAUCGCAACUUUUUACCGUCAAUCGAACAGUAUUUGGAAAAUCCCAAAGAUAAAACAGACGCAACGUUUGAGUGGCGAGCACUACGGCUCCUAGCCCGCCAAUCACCACAUUUCUUCACAAUGAUUCAAACACCCAACAAGGUGGCCGAUUAUUUGGAAAGUGUUCGGAAGAAGAUCAGCGAAAGUAGAACUAAAACGAGAGUGGAUCCGGUCGAGCCAUUGAAUCCGGUUGAAAUUGAAGAAGUUCAAAUCCAGAAUACCAACGAAGACGGAUUGACUGAGGAUGCAGAAAUGUUGAGAUCGGCAGACCAAGACGAUAAAAAUACACAUAAAACGGCUAUCGCAACGCCGGAACAGUUGAAAGAAUUGUCGGUGAUAAUUGGGGGAACGUGGCAAAAGCUUGGAAGUAAAUUGGGCUACACACCCGAUCUGUUGAAAUUUUUCGCCGACUCCAACACCGCAAAUGUUCAGGAACAGUGUCGUACAAUGCUCCAGCACUGGUUUAAUGAUGAUGACGACGCAAGUUUAGAUAAUUUAAGUUAUAUUUUGGAAGGACUUGAUAUGAUUGCUGCAGCCGAUGCGAUUAAACGAUUCUUGGAGCCCGCUGACAAAAUGGAAGAUAUCUCAGAGUGAUUUGAGUGAUUUUUUUUGUUCUGGUUCAUCUUUGAAGAUGUAAUAAAACCAAUUCCGCAAUUGGAGA
Messenger RNA from Bradysia coprophila, 2158 nucleotides. RefSeq names its product THO complex 1-like protein Hpr1 (gene Hpr1). The record is from RefSeq and is a predicted model, not a curated record. Gene Ontology annotation, molecular function: protein binding. Gene Ontology annotation, biological process: signal transduction; mRNA export from nucleus. Gene Ontology annotation, cellular component: THO complex part of transcription export complex. NCBI's taxonomy places the organism in Eukaryota, Metazoa, Arthropoda, Insecta, Diptera, Sciaridae.